Messenger RNA from Amphiprion ocellaris (clown anemonefish), 2677 nucleotides. It is a transcript of the gene plvapa, whose product is annotated as plasmalemma vesicle associated protein a. Bases 297 to 2417 code for a protein of 706 amino acids. The transcript is spliced from 6 exons. Gene Ontology annotation, biological process: positive regulation of cellular extravasation; regulation of vascular permeability. The record is from RefSeq and is a predicted model, not a curated record. NCBI's taxonomy places the organism in Eukaryota, Metazoa, Chordata, Actinopteri, Pomacentridae. Gene Ontology annotation, cellular component: caveola.
UGUUUACACCUAAUUCACAAUCUUAUCAAUUCUCACGUUAUCAGUGCCGCCGAGAGGAAACGUCUGGCCCACGUCUACAGUGUGUUGGGAUUUGUUAGAGGAAGGGGCAAAAGCCUCACAAGAAAUGGACUGCGAAAUCCGCUGGCUGCUCUGAAAUAUUGUGCUCAUUUGGCUUGCAGAGAGCUGAUAUUUGUCCUCUGAACUGGAGCUGAACUUAGUUUGAACUUGGCUCACAGUGAUUUUUUUAAGCCUCAGACUACAUUGUGCACCAUCUCUCUGACCUACCACCAGCCCUCAUGUACAGCAGUGGCUACUCCCAGGUGUCCAAGUACAGCCCAGAGGCCCGAAAGAAGAUGCAGUACCGCUCCAAGGGCAAAGGCUGUGGCUACUACAUGCGCAUCGUCUUCUUCUUCUCUUCGCUCAUUCAGUCUCUUAUCAUAGUCAGCCUGGUGCUCUUUCUGGUCUACGGUAAGACGCAGGACUCGGCGUCCACGUCUCGAAUCCAGGACCUAGAGGAGAGCUUCAGCCGGCUCUCCAUAGAGAACGUAGCUCUCAGGCAGCAGAGGACCAACCUGACCAACUUACUCAACGCCACCCUGACGGAGAAGGCUCGCAAUGACUUCGACCUGGCCAAACUGCGAUUUGUCUGCAACAUGUCGAUUCUGUUCAUCCAAGAAAAUGAGAGGAAGCUGCAACAGUGCAAUGCCGAUUUGCUGUCUUGCAGGAUCAGAGGUCCUUCAGUUUUCCGUCAACCAAUGCCGCAACUUCCAGGCGGUUGUAACUGUGGGCUGCUGGCUGAGCAGCUGGAAGCCAAAAGGGUGCUUGUGGAGUCCAACUUCACCCAAACAGUGCAGAGAAUGAGGAUGGAAAUGGACCAGAUUUCUAAAGAGAGAGACAACCUGAACCUGGAGACCAUCCGUCUGAGGAGGGACAAAUCCACACAAGAGAAGGAGCUGCAGUUCCACAGGCAGACAUCCAAAGAGGAGUUCUCCCUGUCCUUGAACUCGGUUCUGAAUGUCUCCAGAGCUUUUUUGGUGAAGAUCAACUCUCUCUUCCCCGCACACCUCCACUUCCAGAUCUCCUGCCCGAAGCAGCAGGAACACCUUGAGCAGAUCCGCUCCAACUGUACCAGUCUGUCCAGGGAGGUGGAGGACAAGCUGCAGCGUUACCUGAAUGUCGUGGGAGACCAGGUGUCGAACAUCCAGGCUGAGAGCAUUCGCUUGAAGGCAGAAAACUGGCGACUGUCUGAGGACUACCGCUGGUGCAGCCAGAACCGCACGGGCCUGAUCGAGCAGAACAGGCAGAACUUGGACAAGCUUCAGCGGAAACAUGAUCAGGACAAGGAGAGACUCCUGAUGGAGAAGUUGAGGAUGACCGGAGAAAUAGACGUGCUGCGAAACAAUGUCAGAUAUAAGAGUAAAGAGGUUGAUCACCUUACAGAGCAAGUCAAGCAGCUCAACAUCUCCUGCAUGGCUAAGGUAGGGUUUGGUGGAUAUUCAGGAAGUAUGGGCUCUCGGCAGAACACGCCGAUUCAGCCUGGGUGGGGCUCAUAUGGCGCUGGUGGAUCCAGCUCUUCUUCAUCCAGCUCUUCGUCAUCCAGCUCUUCCAGUUUGGGUCAGAUUGGUAGGACAGGGUCAAAUGGGUUCGGUUCAAAUUUGGGCUCAUCUGGGUCAUCAUUCAAUAAGCCUGUGUCCAGCGGAUCAUCCUCUUCAGGUUCAUCCUACUCUUCUGCUGGGUCCAGUCCAAGCCUGAGCUCCUCUGGAUCUGGAUAUAAUAAGCCUGGAUCGACUGGAGGAGGGCUCUCAAGCUUUGGAUCAGUGGCAUCCAGUCCAAAUCUUAGCUCAGGUGGGUUUGGUUCAGAUAAACCAGCACAGAAUACAAGAGGCUCAUCGGCAUAUGGGUCAUCCUCUGGGUCAUCCUCUGGGUCAACAGGGUCAAGUUCAAGCUUUGGCUCCACAGGGUUGGGCUCAAAUAAGCCAACAUCGAAUGAAAAAACCUCCUCAAGCUCUGGGUUUGGGUCAUCAUCUCGGUCAAGUGGGUCAACUGGGUCAACUGGGUCAACUGGAUCAAGUGGGUCAUCUUGGUCAAGUGGGUCAUCUGGGUCAACUAGGUCAACCGGGUCAACUGGAUCAACUGGGUCAACUGGGUCAACUGGAUCAUCGAGCAAAAAUGGGUCAAGCAGCUCUGGAUUUAGUUGGUUUGGGGUGGGGAGCUCUAACUCAGGACAAAGUAAGCCAGGAAGUGUACCAGGGAGAGGAACAUCCAGUGGUGGAAGUGGAUCUUCAAUUGGAGCAGGAAGGACGACUGGUCUGGCAGGUGGCCCAGUCAGCGUAUCUCAGCACCUUCAAGAGCUGCAACGCCUGAUCAACCCUGCUGGCCCACAGGAGAAGCAAGAUCUCUCCAGAAUGUUGGGUUAAUCCAACCCUGUUUUAUGUUCCAUUGCAUCUAUCACACAUCUCAUACUGAUUUCACACAUUGUCCAUUAAUAAAUGUACUAUAUAAUAUGCACUGGUUAUGACAGUUAAUGUUUUAAUGUUUAUGUUUUGAAGUGAUUUGAAUAACUUUGGCACUUUGAAUGUAAAAUGUGAAUUUUGUGUCUCAUGUAUGCACGAAUAAUGACCCGUGUUUGUUUUUUUACAUUGUAAAUACAUAAAAUAAAAGCUUUGUUUAAAGUUAA